UCCAGUCAGGAGUUUAAAGGGCAGAGUUGUGAGACUCCCAGGCAGUGGGGACCGGAUUGCCUGACGACAGACUCCAAAAAACAACACGGUUCCCCGAAGAACAAACAGCUAAUGUUGACGCAACCUAACUGGAAUAAUCGUGUCGAUUACUGUUUGCUUGGAACCGAAGAGGAGAGGGAAGCACGGGCGUUUAAUGAGCGCCAGAGGAUUCGUUUCUCCUCAUCCGCCAGCACUUCUGGGUCCCCACUGAACACCGCACAGACAAACAGCUAUGCAGCUCGAAAUCCAAGUAGCGCUGAACUUCAUCAUUUCAUACCUGUACAACAAACUCCCGCGGCGGCGAGUCAACAUCUUCGGCGAGGAGCUGGAGAGGCAGCUGAAGAAGAAAUACGAAGGACACUGGUACCCCGACAAGCCAUACAAAGGAUCCGGGUUCAGGUGCAUCCACGUGGGCGAGAAGGUGGAUCCGGUGGUGGAGGGAGCCGCUAAAGAGAGCGGGCUGGACAUCGAGGACGUCCGCAACAACUUGCCUCAGGACCUCAGCGUUUGGAUCGACCCUUUCGAGGUGUCCUACCAGAUCGGGGAGAAGGGAGCGGUUAAGGUGCUAUACGUGGACAACAGCGGAGAGAAUGGCUCCGAGCUGGACAAGGAGAUCAGAAACAGUUUUAACCCGGAGGCUCAGGUCUUCAUGCCAAUCAGUGACCCGGUGGGCGUCUCGUCAGAGUCCAGCUCGCCCUCGCCGCCUCCGUUUGGCCAGUCGUCAGCCGUCAGCCCGUCCUUCAUGCCGCGCUCCGCCCAGCCUUUAACCUUCACCACCGCCUCGUUCGCCGCAACCAAAUUCGGCUCCACCAAGAUGAAGAACAGCGGACGCAAUGGCGGCAAAGUUGCACGCAGCUCUCCCACCAACCUGGGUCUGAAUGUCAACAGCCUCCUCAAGCAGAAAGCCAUCUCCGGCUCCGUGCAUUCGCUCUACGGUUUCGGCCCGGGAAGUGCGUCUGCGCUCUCUCCCAACGCCAAGGAGUUCGUAUUCCCCAGCCUCCAAGGCCAAGGGAGCUCCAGCGCCGCGUUCCCGAGCGAGAACCCGCUCAGUCCUCUACACUACAGCGAUGCCUUCGACGUGUUUGCAGCCUACGGGAGCGUCAGUGACCGGUCGCUCGUGGAUGGCUUAAACUUCAGUCUCAGCAACAUGCAGUAUUCAAACCAGCAAUUCCAGCCGGUCAUGGCUAACUAACGUUCACGUGAUUGUUGGCGAACGGCAAAGACGCACAACUGUGGAUUUGGAAACCAAGAUCCCUGUUAGUCACUGAUAAGCGCAUGUGCCCAAGGGUGUUUGUUUCCCUUUGAUUAUUUUCUCCCUUCAAUCUUUCUUUCUCUGCCCCCUUGAGUUCGUACUAGAAAGCUUGUGUUACACACACACACACACGUCCGAGUUCAGUUACAUCGGUCAACAACACGCGUCUUUUCCUUUUUUGCCAAUAAAGCAAAAAAAUUUUUUUUUUACUACAUUUUUGGAAGAAAAAUACUCUAAAACAUUGUUAAAAAAAAAAGAGAAAAACACAGAAGCUUCGAGUUCUGGCCUCUUACAGUAUUUUAAAGUUGGUAAGACUUGGCUGAUUUUUAAGAAAUUGGCACUAAUGCAUCUCUAUCUGGGGUUACGUGGUCUUUUUUCUAAUUGUAUAAUUUAAUUGAGUACAGAGUUUGUAAAAUAUCAGAGUAUAUAUAUUGUUUCUACAACACGGUAUUGCAUUUAUAUCUUUUUACUACUCCAGUGAUCUGUGAUGGCUGCAGAAGCUUUAUGUUAUAAUAUAUUUUGGUUUUUCUUUUUUUAAAUUGCUAAAGAAAUUCACCUUUAAAAAAAAAAAAUGUAAAAAAAUAAAAAAUUCUAAAGAUUGUAUACAGAAUAUUCCUUUAGAGUUGGAAUUUCAGUGUAGGAAUAUUUGCUUUUUUGAAACAAAAAGAGUUGUAUUUUCUGUUAAGAGUUCAACAGAUUUUGCUAUAUUAUGGACAAUGUAAUCGUCUAUAUUAAUUUUGUACCUACAUUGUGCAAUACUUGAUAAAAUAUGGUAUAACAAAGUAUUUUGAGUCAGUGUCUUACAUGUCAAGAGGGACUGAAACCGUUUAUAUUAAGUUUGUAUUAAAAUGCUUGGAAAUAAUAAUAUGCUUGUCUUUUAUUUUCUUUUUUUUUAUUUGACAUUUGCACCCUGGAUUUUUUCAAUAAAAGAAAAUUUAGGCAAGAACAAA
Messenger RNA from Cyprinus carpio (common carp), 2241 nucleotides. RefSeq names its product protein Tob1-like. Gene Ontology annotation, cellular component: cytoplasm; nucleus. Lineage: Eukaryota; Metazoa; Chordata; Actinopteri; Cypriniformes; Cyprinidae. Gene Ontology annotation, biological process: regulation of gene expression. The record is from RefSeq and is a predicted model, not a curated record. Gene Ontology annotation, molecular function: transcription corepressor activity.